Molecule: messenger RNA, 1512 nt
Organism: Epinephelus lanceolatus (giant grouper)
Lineage: Eukaryota; Metazoa; Chordata; Actinopteri; Perciformes; Serranidae
Gene: anxa5a
Product: annexin A5a
Biological process (GO): negative regulation of coagulation
Cellular component (GO): vesicle membrane; cytoplasm; plasma membrane
Molecular function (GO): calcium-dependent phospholipid binding; calcium ion binding; phosphatidylserine binding
Source: RefSeq, a predicted model, not a curated record
CACAGCAGCCAGCAGCAGACAACAAAGAGCUUCUACCUGAGGCAGAGAUCACCUACGAGGAGAGAGAAGAAGCACACCUGUUGUUUAUGACGGUUGUCUUCAAUCAGCAAAAAGGAUGGCGCACAGAGGCAGCGUGAGACCUUUCGUCAACUUCAACGCCAAACAUGAUGCUGAAAUUCUCCACAAAGCCAUGAAAGGAAUCGGUACGGAUGAAGAUGCGAUCCUCAUGCUCCUGACCGCUCGCAGCAACGAUCAACGCCAGCAAAUUAAGGCAGCGUACAAGAAGGCCUACGGAAAGGACUUGGUCAGCGCUCUGAAAUCAGAGCUCGGUGGGCUGUUUGAGAGUCUGAUCGUGGCCCUGAUGACCCCAUCUACCUUAUACGAUGCUUCCCAACUGCACAAGGCUCUCAAGGGUGCUGGGACUGAUGACGACGUGCUGAUUGAGAUCCUGGCCUCCAGGACUGGUGAGCAGAUUAAAGACAUUGUCAAAGCAUACAAGAAAGAGUUCAGCAGUAAGCUGGAGAAGGAUAUCUGCGGUGACACCUCUGGGCACUAUCAGAAGCUGCUGGUGAUCCUCGUGCAGGGGAGCAGGGAGGAGGGAGUAGAUGAGGAGAAGAUCGAGAAAGACGCAAAGGACUUGUAUGCUGCUGGUGAGGGCAAGUUUGGCACAGAUGAGGAAAAAUUCAUCACAAUUCUUGGCAACAGGAGCGCAGAGCAUCUCAGAAAGGUGUUCGAUGCCUACAAGAAGAUCUCUGGCUCUGAUAUCGAGGAGAGCGUUAAAGGAGAGACCACUGGAAAUCUGGAGAACUUACUGGUGGCCGUUGUGAAAUGUGUCAGAAGUGUCCCCGAGUUUUUCGCUGAAGGUCUGUACAGAUCUAUGAGGCGUGCUGGAACUGAUGAUGACACCCUGAUGAGAAUAAUGGUGUCGAGGAGCGAGGUGGACAUGUUGGACAUCAGAGCCAGCUUCAAAAAGAAGUAUGGAGCGUCUCUUUACACCACCAUCCAGGAGGACACAACUGGGGACUACCAGAAGGCUUUACUCUACCUCUGUGGAGGGAAUGAUUAAUGCUGAUAUGACUUGUUUAGCAGCGCUGACUGAUGAGCCGCUGUGGGCUGCCAGACAGAGCUGCACGUGAGAUGAGGUUAUCGAUCCAGAGUUGUUCAUUCUUUCUGACUUUAGCUUGCUAUUGAUUGAAUUAGUGUGAAUUACCUACUUGUCAUUUUGGACUUAUGACAGUAUACCUCUGUAUGAUCAACAAUUAGAGUGCACUGCCUUAAAAGAUAUUUAUUUCUAUUUAAUAUUAGGCAAAUGAGUCCAUGUACAAUGUAGCUAUGUUUGAAAUAAUUAGGCUACUUUGUUAAACACUGAAAUGUUUUUUGCUGUGGCCCUGUUUAUUGUCAGAUUUACACACAAUGUUAGCGGUUGUUUUUAGUGCUCGCAGCAUGUGUUAAAUGCAUCUUAGAAAAUACAAUACUGCUGCUGAAUUAUUAAACGCUACAUGUAGACAGCUC